ACAACUAGUUGAUAAUUUCAGUUUGCAAAUAUUUCAGUAGUGAUUGUUGGUAACCGUUCAUAACUUUUAUUUCAGUGCUGUAAAAGCAUAGACAUGUUUUUCAUAGCAAUAUUGAUUACAGUUGUAUCACUAGUACUUUAUUUGGCGAAGCAAAUGCAAAAACCUCCGAAUUUUCCUCCAGGACCUGUUUGGUUACCUUUCGUUGGAAGUCUGUAUGAACUGAAAAGAUUAUCUAAACUUUUGGGAGGUCAGCACCACGCUUUACAAGCAUUAGCGCAGAAAUAUAAAACGGAUGUAUUGGGAUUGAAAUUAGGAAAUGAACAUGUGGUUACUGUCUUUUCGUACCCUUUCGUUAGAGAAGUGUUAACGAAUGAUGUAUACGAUGGAAGACCUGACAAUUUCUUCUUGAAAUUACGCUGUUUGGGAAAAAAGAACGGUAUCACCUGCACUGAAGGCGAGACUUGGAGCAGUCAAAGAAAUUUCGUAAAUCGUCAUUUAAGAAACCUGGGCUUCGGUAAAAAACCAAUGGAAGUAAUGAUACGUGAUGAAAUUGCUGAAGUUUUGAGUAUUUUGCAGUCCAAUGGAUGUAAUGUUUCUGUUGAUAAAUUUUUAGCACCUAGUAUUUUGAACGUUAUAUGGGUGCUAAUAACAGGUGAACGAAUUCCGAGAGAAGACAGUCUUUUGAAAGAGUUGUUAGAUUUGUUUCAUAUUAGAUCGCGAGCGUUUGAUAUGACCGGUGGAACACUUUCCCAGUAUCCGUGGUUGAGACAUAUUGUGCCCGAAUGGAGCGGUUACAAUUUAAUACAAAAAGUAAACACUAAUAUGAAAGACUUUUUCAUGAAAAUUAUUCGCGAGCAUCAACAAACUUGGGAAGAAGGGAAAAAUGAGGAUUUGAUAUAUCGGUAUAUUUCCGAAAUGCAACUGAACAAUAAAAAUGGCGAAGAUUUUAACGAGGAUCAAUUAGUAAUGAUUUGUUUAGAUUUAUUUAUUGCGGGUGCUCAAACUACUAGUGGAACCCUAGAUUUUGCCUUUCUUUUGAUGGUGAUGUAUCCCGAUGUGCAAAAAAGAGUUCAAGAGGAAAUUGAUAAAUAUUUUGGAAAAAAUUGGGUCAUUGAAUAUGCAGACAGACAUAAGGCUCCAUACGUGGAAGCAGUGUUAUUAGAAGUGAUGAGAUUUCGCCACGUACUUCCAAUUAUUGGACCACGACGAGUAAUGCAUGACACAGUUCUAGGCGAAUACGUUCUACCAAAAGAUACUACAAUUUUAAUAAGCUUGUAUUCCGUUCACAAUUCUUCAAAAUAUUGGAAAAAUUCAGAGAGCUUCAUGCCAGAAAGGUUUUUAGAUGAGAAUGGCUCAUUGAUUGCAAACGAAAAACUUAUACCAUUUGGACUAGGGCGCAGACGUUGCCUUGGAGAAAUUUUGGCUAAAACUGCAAUUUUUAUGUUUUUUGUUGAGAUCUUGAGGAAAUAUACGGUCACUCUUUCUCCUGAUUCAGAAGCACCUACCGCAAGAUGUUUACCUGGAAUCACUUUAUCACCUGUACAUUACUCUGCCAAAUUUGUAGAAAGAUCUUAAAGCAAAUUUUACAGAACGUUUAACUGAAUUUUAGUUUUAUAUAGGUUUAAGUAGCCACGGGAUAGUUAUUAUCAUGAGAUUUAUCAUUUUUUCCAAAUAAUGCGAUUAAGCAAUAAUUUAAAAUAGCAGUAGGUAUAGGUUUUUUAAGUAAUCUUAUCUGAUUUGUCUCAUAAACAGAAGAGAUGUUCUAAAAGACUCGUUGGCCCACGAGGUUACUUAUUCUAUAACUAUGAUAGAAGUAUGUAUAAUAGACUCCAGUUUUUAAUAAAUGUUACAUUAUGUGUAUAA
Zophobas morio is the source of this 1863-nucleotide messenger RNA. Its product is annotated as probable cytochrome P450 305a1. Gene Ontology annotation, biological process: xenobiotic metabolic process. The transcript is spliced from 6 exons. Lineage: Eukaryota; Metazoa; Arthropoda; Insecta; Coleoptera; Tenebrionidae. The coding region runs from base 94 to 1575 and encodes 493 amino acids. Gene Ontology annotation, molecular function: oxidoreductase activity, acting on paired donors, with incorporation or reduction of molecular oxygen, reduced flavin or flavoprotein as one donor, and incorporation of one atom of oxygen; iron ion binding; heme binding. The record is from RefSeq and is a predicted model, not a curated record. Gene Ontology annotation, cellular component: intracellular membrane-bounded organelle; cytoplasm.